Epinephelus fuscoguttatus (brown-marbled grouper) is the source of this 1146-nucleotide messenger RNA. Its product is annotated as endonuclease domain-containing 1 protein-like. The transcript has 6 exons. Gene Ontology annotation, molecular function: hydrolase activity; nucleic acid binding; metal ion binding. NCBI's taxonomy places the organism in Eukaryota, Metazoa, Chordata, Actinopteri, Perciformes, Serranidae. The record is from RefSeq and is a predicted model, not a curated record. The coding region runs from base 68 to 910 and encodes 280 amino acids.
CUGUGGCAGCAGACUGGCGCACCAGCAGGACAGUCAAGAAUCCCUGAUAGCAGAGGUUUUGUCCAGGAUGCAAACCUUGGUCACUUUGUGUGCUCUUCUCUCGCUCCUCUUUUCUGUCCAUGCAGAUGUUGUGGAACGUUUUGAGGAUGUGCCAGAAUGCAUGAAGUAUUUCUAUAAGGAGAAGGUGCCAGAGUGGGGGGCGUCUACACCUGGUGCUGCCCGUCUCUGUCAGCGCUUCGUCAACAGGUACCACUUUGCCACACUGUACGACACCAACCAUCGUAUUGCUGUCUACUCUGCCUAUCAUUUCCAGCCCAGCAAUGGAGGCGGCAGGGAGAGAAGGUGGUUUGUAGAGCCUCAGCUGGUAGACAUGUCCUGGCAAGCAGAGAUGAAGGAUGGCUACUGGCUGGGUAAAGAUCACCCUGGGGUCUACCUGGGAGAGAAACAGGCUCUGAAUGAGGACUAUACACACUCUGGCUUUGACCGUGGUCACCUCAACCCCAAUGGACACCAUGCAGUCCCGAGCCGCAAUGCCACUUUCACCCUGACCAACGUGGUUCCUCAGAACCCCAAGCUGAACCAGAACGCCUGGAGGAUCCACGAGUCCCAGCUCACUGACCUUUUCAGGGAAAAAUGCUCCAAGGCCUACGUGCUGGUUGGAGCCGUUCCCUCUGCUGACAACUGGAUCGUGAAAAACAACGUGAAGCGUGUCAACAUCCCAGAAUAUCUAUGGAAUGCCUACUGCUGCGUCGACAACAAUGGCAGACCGAUUCACAGCGGUGGUGCCACAGCGAGGAACACAGAGGACAACUGGGUGGAGAAGCUCUCUUUGGAUGAACUGGGAGAAUUUCUCCAGCAGUUCUCCAAUCAGCCAGUAGGGGAGCUGUUUUACAACAACUGUCGGGUAUAAAAGAUGACAAAUAGACAAUGAAAGAGGAAUUUUAGGGGCCAUUGACCUUUAAUAUUACAUGACAUUUGUAUAACCACAAAGAUUUUUUUUUUAAAGCAUUGAUUCAAGCGUGGUAAUACAGUAAAAACAAAUUGAGUUGUCAACAGUUUUAAGUUUUAACACUAAUAUAUCCCUUAUUAUUUUAUUAUUCAACCACAAAAUCAGGAAUGAAAAUAAAGAACAGAGUGACACAGUGA